Olea europaea var. sylvestris is the source of this 652-nucleotide messenger RNA. Its product is annotated as probable WRKY transcription factor 75. The transcript has 2 exons. The coding region runs from base 40 to 570 and encodes 176 amino acids. Gene Ontology annotation, molecular function: DNA-binding transcription factor activity; sequence-specific DNA binding. NCBI's taxonomy places the organism in Eukaryota, Viridiplantae, Streptophyta, Magnoliopsida, Lamiales, Oleaceae. Gene Ontology annotation, biological process: regulation of DNA-templated transcription. The record is from RefSeq and is a predicted model, not a curated record.
UUAUAUAUUCUCAUUAAUUUCUCUGAUUUCCUUUUCUGUAUGGAGAAUCAUCCAGCGUUUUCUCUUGCUUCUUCUACCACAUUGGGAGCUGCUCCUUCCUCAAACAUGGCUAAUUCUAAUGCCCUAAACGGUGUAUUUUAUAACAGUAAUGUCCCCCAUGGAUUACAGAGGGAAAUAAAUUUCCCUCUAGCACCAGUGAAAGAUCGUUCUCUUAGCAAGAGCGUUGUACCAAUGGAAAAUGAAGCCAAAUCUGGUAAGGAAAAGUGUGCUGAGAAGAAACCCAGAAAACCUAGAAUCGCUUUUCGAACAAGAAGCAAAGUAGAUAUACUGGAUGAUGGCUAUCGCUGGAGAAAAUACGGUCAAAAGGCUGUGAAGAACCAAAAUUUUCCAAGAAGCUAUUAUCGAUGUACUUAUGAAGGGUGUAAUGUUAAGAAACAAGUGCAAAGACAAUCCAUGGACGAAGGCGUUGUGGUGACUACUUACGAGGGAAUGCACGUGCAUCUAGUGGAAAAACUUAGCGACAAUUUCGAACAAAUUCUCAACCAGAUGCAAAUUUAUCCAGCUUUUUGAUGUCUUCAAAGUUUGAUCACUGUUACUAGUGGGUGGUUAAUACAUGAAGGAUAUAUAUAUAACUAGUCUGUAAAUGAGACAA